UUUCUCAAAAUCAUCUAAAGCAAACAAGGAAGAAGAGUUUUGUUAUCAGUAUUAUUGGGUUAGGGUUUCCAGUAAGUGAUGGAGGGAGGAGGAUCAGGAUCAGUGGUGUUGCCACUUAAGAAGAAUAUUAAUAUUAAAUCUGUAUAUACUCAGCUUCAAACAAAAUGGGGGGAAUUAGAAAAGGGUUUCCAAGGCUGGGUUUGUAAACAACCUGUACUUGUUGAAACUGCUGCUGUUGCUGCAACCUAUGCUCUACAAGGAGCUGUUGUCGGUCUUUUGUAUGGAAGCCUUGCUCAGUCUGCAGCCAAUAGUUAUCUUCCUUUUGAGGAAUUCGGCAAAACUCGUUUGCUGCAGGUUCGUAAUUUCUCAGUUUUGAGGGGGACCGAUGGUGCUGUGAUUUCUGCUAUGAGAAGAAUUAGAGGAGGGAAAGACGAUACCAAGGCUAGAGCAGUAGCAGCUUUUACUUCUGGAUUUAUGUUUCAAGUGGUCAGUAACAUUCCUUCUCCUAGCACCCCAGAGGCAAUCGCAACAGGUCUUCUCUUUGCGGUUUGUCACGGUCUUGCGCAUGAGGUGCUUGUAAGAUCUAACUCUUCUCAGCCGCCAGUGGAGAAUACAUGCUAUACCAGAGCAAGAUGCAUGUUGUCGAACCUAGGCCUUCAGAAUUACGAGAAUAACUUCAAGAAGAACCAAUUAACGGACAAUACUAUGCCUUUGCUUAAAGAAAGUGAUCUUGUAAUGGCUGGAAUCCCUCUUGGACCAAGGACUCUUAUACUGAACCACAUUAAAAGGGAUCCGGAUCUGAUAAAGACACAGGGAAGCUGAAAACAGUAGGGGGUCUGACAGCAAAAAUAUGUUAUUUAUGUUUGGGUUACUGUCCUGGAAACUAAAUGGAUUUCGAACCUUUCAGCUGGAGGAUACAUACUAUACCAGAACAAGAUGCAUGUUGUCAAACCUAGGUCUUCAGCAUUACGAAAAUAACUUCAAGAAAAACUUGUUGACGGAUGAUAUGAUGCCUUUGCUUAAAGAAAGUCAUCUUGUGACGGCAGGGAUCCCUCUGUACUCACCAGCACAGAAUUUCUUUUAUUUCCAUUUUGUUUAAGUGGUAAAAUUAAGAUUUUCCCAGGGAUCCUGAUCUGCUAAAGAUGUGGGGAAGCUGAAAAUAGUAGGGGGCUGAAAGCAAAUUAUGUCUAUGUUUAAGUUUUACUGAAUUUCUUAAUUUUUUGCCAGUAGGUAUCACUGUAUAGUUGAAAACACAAUGUUCUAGUAUAUUUUAGCAUACAAACAUCUCUAAUUGGUCA
Messenger RNA from Papaver somniferum (opium poppy), 1298 nucleotides. RefSeq names its product chloroplastic import inner membrane translocase subunit HP30-2-like. Lineage: Eukaryota; Viridiplantae; Streptophyta; Magnoliopsida; Ranunculales; Papaveraceae. Gene Ontology annotation, cellular component: TIM22 mitochondrial import inner membrane insertion complex; chloroplast inner membrane. Gene Ontology annotation, biological process: protein insertion into mitochondrial inner membrane; protein targeting to chloroplast. The record is from RefSeq and is a predicted model, not a curated record. Gene Ontology annotation, molecular function: protein binding; transmembrane protein transporter activity. The transcript is spliced from 7 exons. The coding region runs from base 79 to 822 and encodes 247 amino acids.